CACUUUCACUCUUGACAAACUGGAGCAGGACACGAAACGGUGAGAGGAUUUUCCUGCUAAAUCUUUCCCACCAUGUUUCCCUUCCUGCUGGUGCUUCUUCUUCUCUGUCCUCCCUCAUCUGGAGCUCAGAUCCCAAACCAAGACCAACCCAAAGACCCCCCCAUCGCCACCAAUGGUCAGCCCUUCCCUUGGGACCGAAUGAGGCUUCCCCAAACUGUCGGCCCCCUGCACUACGACCUGACCCUCCACCCAAACCUCACCACCCUCGACUUCACCGGUGUUGUUCGCAUCAGUCUGGAUGUGCGCGAAGCCACCAGCACCGUGAUUCUCCACGCCAAGCAGAUGCAGGUAUCCAAUGUGCUGCUCCUGGGUCCUGAUGGUGCGAGGCCCCUGAAGGUGUUGGAGUAUCCUGGUUUCCAUCAGCUGGCCCUGCUGUCGGACUCGGUUCUGACCAAAGGCAGGAAUUACGAGGUCCAGCUGGAAUUUGCUGCAAACUUGUCCGACAGCUUUCAUGGCUUCUACAAAAGCAGCUAUCGCACAAGCAGCGGGGAGGUCCGAGUCAUGGCGUCUACACAGUUUGAGGCAACAUUCGCUCGCGGUGCCUUCCCCUGUUUUGACGAGCCCGCCUUCAAAGCCAAUUUCACCAUUCGUAUCACACGAGAGCCACGCCACAUAGCCAUUUCCAACAUGCCCAAGGUUAAAACCGUAGAGCUGCCUGGUGGUUUACUUGAGGAUCACUUUGACACGACUGUAAAAAUGAGCACGUACCUGGUGGCCUAUAUCGUGUCCGACUUCCUGUCUGUGAGCAGGACCACGCAGCGCGGAGUUGAGAUCUCCAUUUAUUCUGUCCCUGAGAAGAUCAACCAGACGGCGUUUGCUUUGGAUGCUGCAGUCAAGCUGUUGGACUUCUAUGACGAUUAUUUUGAUAUCCCUUACCCGCUUCCCAAACAGGACUUGGCAGCUAUCCCUGACUUCCAGUCUGGAGCGAUGGAGAACUGGGGUCUGACCACCUACAGAGAGACUGCCCUCCUCUUUGACCCUGACAAGUCCUCCGCCUCCGACAAACUGGCCAUCACAAAGGUCAUCGCUCACGAGCUUGCUCACCAGUGGUUUGGAAACUUGGUGACGAUGGAGUGGUGGAACGACUUGUGGCUCAACGAGGGUUUUGCCAAGUUCAUGGAGUUUAUUUCCCUCGACAUCACUUACCCAGAGCUGCAUGUGGAUGACUUCUUCUUGGGCAAAUGUUUUGAGGCUAUGGAGGUAGAUUCUCUCAGCUCGUCCCACCCCGUCUCCACUCCGGUGGAAAACCCCACACAGAUCCAGGAGAUGUUCGAUGAUGUGUCAUACAACAAGGGAGCGUGUAUUCUGAACAUGCUUCGGGACUUCCUCACUCCUGAGGCCUUUGAGAUCGGCAUCAUUCGAUACCUGAAGCGCUACAGUUACCAGAACACGGUGAACAGCCACCUGUGGGAGAGCCUGACUGAUAUCUGCAGCUCUGAUGAUUUGGACGUAGGUCGGAUGAGACACGUGGAAUUCUGCUCCAAACGUAAACUUCAGUCUGGAGCCUCUAAGUGGUACUCUGGCGACGAGCUGGAUGUCAAGGCCAUCAUGGACACCUGGACGCUGCAGGAGGGCUUCCCACUGGUCACUGUGGAGGUCAAAGGUCGGGAGGUCAGGCUCAGUCAGGAGCGUUUCCUGAGGGCAGACGACCCCUCCCUCACUGAAGGAUUCUUGUGGCAGAUCCCACUAACAUACCAGACAAGUGCGUCCAGCACCGUCCACCGUUUCCUUCUCAAAACUAAAACUGAUGUCCUGUACCUGCCAGAGGAGGCGGCCUGGGUGAAGUUUAAUGUGAACAUGAGUGGCUACUACAUGGUCCAUUAUGCAGGCGAUGGCUGGGACUCCAUUAUUAAAGUGCUGCAGCACAACCAUACGGCCCUGUCUGGCAACGACAGAGCCAGCCUCAUCCAGAACGUCUUUCAGCUUGUCGGUGUUGGGAAGGUGAGGCUGGACACGGCCCUGGAGCUGUCUUUGUACCUGUCCAGAGAGACUGAGAUCAUGGCUGUGACUCAGGGCUUUGGAGAACUCGUUCCUCUUUACAAGCUGAUGGAGAAAAGAGACAUGCCUGAGCUGGAGAACCAAAUGAAAAGUUUCAUCGUGGAUCUGUUCCGGGAUCUGAUCGACCAGCAGGAGUGGAGCGACUCUGGUUCGGUGUCUCAGCGAGUGUUGAGGAGUUACCUGCUGCUGUUUGCCUGCGUCAGAAACUACGCUCCCUGUUUGAAGAAAGCCACUCAGCUCUUUAACCAGUGGAAGGAUUCUGGCGGCACCAUGAGCCUCCCUGUGGAUAUCACAAUGGCCGUGUUUAUGAUCGGAGCUCGCACACCAGAGGGGUGGGACUUCCUGUUCGAGAAGUACCGCAGCUCAAUGCAGAUGUCUGUCAAGAGUCGCAUGAAGUUUGCAAUGGCCGUCACCCCGCUGCAGGAUAAGCUCAAGUGGAUGAUGGAGCAGAGCCUUGGCGGUGAAGUGAUGAAGACCCAGGACCUCCCUGACGUGGUUGUGUCUGUUGCCAAGAACCCCCGUGGCUACAAGAUGGCCUGGGACUUCCUCCGAGCCAACUGGGUCACCCUGAUCAAGAAGUUUGACCUUGGCUCCAACUCUGUAUCCUACAUGGUGACUGGAGUGACCAACCAGUACUCCACCAGAGAGAUGCUGAAUGAGGUUCGGAGCUUCUUCGACUCUCUCACUGAAGAGACUGGCUCAAAGAUGAGGUGCAUCCAGCAGACGUACGAGACCAUCGAAGAUAACAUCCGCUGGAUGGACGCCCACCUUCCUCUGCUGGAGGCUUGGCUGAACAGACGCAGCCGCAGAACGACUCACGAGGAUUUAUAG
Messenger RNA from Nematolebias whitei (Rio pearlfish), 2889 nucleotides. It is a transcript of the gene erap1b, whose product is annotated as endoplasmic reticulum aminopeptidase 1b. The record is from RefSeq and is a predicted model, not a curated record. Gene Ontology annotation, molecular function: metalloaminopeptidase activity; zinc ion binding; peptide binding. Bases 73 to 2889 code for a protein of 938 amino acids. NCBI's taxonomy places the organism in Eukaryota, Metazoa, Chordata, Actinopteri, Cyprinodontiformes, Rivulidae. Gene Ontology annotation, cellular component: cytoplasm. The transcript is spliced from 19 exons. Gene Ontology annotation, biological process: peptide catabolic process; proteolysis.